This is a messenger RNA of Penicillium malachiteum, 1233 nucleotides long. Its product is annotated as Zn(II)2Cys6 transcription factor domain-containing protein. The transcript has 2 exons. The coding region runs from base 1 to 1233 and encodes 410 amino acids. The record is from RefSeq and is a predicted model, not a curated record. Lineage: Eukaryota; Fungi; Ascomycota; Eurotiomycetes; Eurotiales; Aspergillaceae. Gene Ontology annotation, biological process: regulation of DNA-templated transcription. Gene Ontology annotation, molecular function: DNA-binding transcription factor activity, RNA polymerase II-specific; zinc ion binding.
AUGGGGUAUGAUUCAAUCCCUAUACCUCGGCGGAAAUCCUGUGAGGCAUGCAAGACCGCAAAACGCCGCUGUGACCUCUCCCUUCCCGCCUGUUCUCGAUGUACCCACCGAAAUGUACCAUGCAUCUAUCCGCGGCGACAGUCAACCUAUGAUGAUCACUCGGCACCUGGAAUAUCGCCACCAGUUGAUCUCUGCGAUAUUAAUGUGAAUGCACUAGCAGAGCCUCAGCACAAUAUAGAGCACAAUAUAGACAUUUUUCAACCUUGUUCUCCUGCUCUAACAGAACUUGUGGAUUCACUUCUUCGAUACGACCAGGAAGAAUCUCAAAUUUUCUUUGUUGGUCCUGAUCGAACAGUCAAUGUCGGCCCUUACUUUGCACUCACGAUUCCAAGAGCAAGGCAACCAAAACCCCUACCGGAAAUUAUUGCCUCCAACCUACAAUUCGCAAUUGACAUUCUAAAAAAUACCCCCAAAACGAUGGUUCUUGAAAAUCAAACCCCAUGGUGCCACUCAAGACUUUACAAAAAUGGCAUGCCGAGGGCCAUGCAAGACGCUUUCGCAUGCUGCUCUCUAUACCUCUCAAAGAACGAGAUCAAUGCACCAGUAAUAAUGUCUCUAUUCGAGGAACGAAUAAGAGAAAUAAUAGCCACUCCCGAACCAGAUGAACUAUUCGACAAGCUCGCCCGAGUUCACGCCUUAAUAUUGUAUCAAAUAAUGCGAUUAUUUGAUGGCGACAUCCGCUCUCACGCAACAGCAGACGCACUUUUCGACUCAUUAAAUUCAUCCGUCCUAUCUCUUGUCCAGCAUCUUCACCUCCCACUUCCAUCAGAUCCCCUAGAGUCUCUCCCAAUAUCCAUAGACUCCGCCAUCAAUUUCUGGGAGUCAUGGGUUAUACAAGAAUCCGCACGACGAACAGUACUACUCGCUUUCUAUUUUAUGCAAAUCUAUAAAAUCCUCCAAGGAAAUAUCCCAAUAUACUGUGAUGGAAAACUUGGCUUACAACAUUCAUGGUACUUAUCAGCUUCUCUGUGGAAUGCGCAAAGUGCUUUCGAUUUCGCUGUGGCUUGGGCGGAGAAACCCCAUUUCGUGGUACAUAAUCUAGACUUUUCUUGGGCCUUGACAACUGCACAACCAGAGGAUGUCGAUUCAUUUGGAAGGAUGCUUUUGGUGACCAUUAUGGGAAUUGAUUCGACCAGAGCAUGGUUUCAUGGCAGGGGUUCUAUAUUUCCCUGA